UAGUAAACCCAAAUUCGUUAUGCACGAUUGUAAUAUCCAUUGAAAUCAUUAGAACUAGGAGAAGAGAUUCUGAAAAGUGUUGAGAAAGAAAUUGAGAAGAACCUACGAGGAAGGAUAGAGAAAGAAUCCCAUCAAAAGUUCUUCAUGUACCAAGCGAGAAAAAGGCGGGAAGCCGAAGAGGACGCUCAACGACUACACGAAAAAUACGAGAACUAUUUGAGAAAUGUACAAAAGGAAUUACAAGAACAGAUAGAAAUCGAAUGGGCAAACGUGACCGCUGCAAAUACCAAGAAUCUCCAAAAAGCAGUUGUACAAGAACGGACGAAGGUGGUCCAUGAAAUGAUGAAAAAGAUGCGCACUGAAAUAUCUCACGUCGUCCAAACGUUGUACAAAGAUUUUGAGGACUCUUUUCGUGCUCAAAGAGAAAAUAUAAUUGCUGAUUUCAAUCAGAUCAUGAGAGAGAAACAUGUACAAUUAAACAAGAACAUGCAUGAAUUCGAGAAGAGAUUGAAUAAGGAAUUGUACAUUCAGAGGCAUCAGCUUGAAAUGCAAAAUGCAGUUGAGAUAAUCUAUCUUCUUUGUUUGGAACGGUUUCGAAGUGACAGGGAUAAGCAUGCCAUACAUAAAUACUUCGAGAUAAAUAAUCCGGAGGAAUCGACCGAUUGCUGUGAUCUCCACAAAUGUAAAUUUUGGAUGUUGAUAGAAACCGGAUGGCUGAUACUAUCUUUUACCCUAUGCAAGGCAUUUAUGGUGACUCACUCAUUAGAUGAAUUAUUAAUAUCUGCUAGUGCAAAGUUUGAAAUAACUGCUAAGAGAAUAUUCACUCCUCAAGGUGGAGAAAUUGAUGAUAUUAAGUUAAUCCGAGACGACGAUGUCUUAUAUGUUUCAAGAGGAGAAGAUUUUAUUGCAAAGGAUAAGAUUUGUACACAAGGUCAAUUGAAUAUACAUCCAGAAUGGAUUACAUUAAAUGUUGGAGGAAAAUAUUUUACUACAACUAGGGAUACUUUAACAAAAAAGGAACCAAUGAGCAUGUUGGCCAGAAUGUUUAUUGACACCGCAUGUAAUGAACAAAGAAUGGUACCUAGUAGACAGGAUCAAAAAGGAGCAUUCCUAAUUGACAGAAGUCCAACAUAUUUUGAACCAUUACUAAAUUACUUAAGACACGGAGAAAUAAUACUUGAUGCCAAUGUGAAUGUAAAAGGAGUCUUGGCAGAAGCGCGUUUUUAUGAGAUCGAAAGUGCCAUUAAAAAAUUGCAUGUAAUACUUCAUAAUGACGAUUUUGAAAAAAGUGAUUCCGAGCGUUUAACUCGCAGAGAUGUACUUAAAGCAAUUAUGUCAACACCAACUACUUCAGAACUUAGAUUUCAAGGUGCUGUUUUCUAUGGUGCUGAUCUAUCAAAAUUAGAUCUUAGGAAUAUUAAUUUUAAGUAUGCAAAUUUGCGAGGCUGUAAUAUAGAGGGUGCAAAUCUAUCAGGUUGCUGCUUUGAACGAGCAGAUUUGUCUGAUGCAAACCUGCAAGGUGCUCAGUUAGUUUGUGUUAAAAUGCAGUGUGCAAAUCUUGCUGCUGCCAACCUUCAGUCGUGUAAUUUUGAAGAUCCCGGUGGUUUACCCGCUAAUAUGGAGAGUGUGAACCUUAAAGGUGCUAAUCUAGAAGGCAGUAAUAUGGCUGCGGUAAAUCUUAGGGUAGCAACAUUAAAAAAUGCGAUUCUAAGAAACUGUAAUCUUAGAUCGGCAGUACUGGCUGGUGCGGAUUUAGAGUGUUGCGACUUGUCAGGAUCGGACUUAGAAGAUGCCAAUUUACGCGGUGCGAAUUUAAAAGAUGCUGUUUUUGAACUGAUGUUAACGCCAUUACAUAUGUCUCAAACGAUACGAUAGGUUAUUUCAGCUUCUGUGAUUUAGAUAUUUAUUUAAUGUAUGGGUUAAGAAUUUUAGUGAUAUUGUUUGAACGUACUAUUUUUCAAGUAUCAGCAGCUUGCGUAAUUUAUCAGUCGUCAACAAUGAUAUUUGACUAUUACUGUUAUAUUUACAGAAAUUAACAACUAUAUUAUAUGAAUGAUUUAUCGUGAAACGAUAAAAAAACGAUGUAAAAUAUAUUUUUUUCAUAUGCGACGAAUUUGUAAGUUUAAUAUAUUUAUAUGUGUGAUAAUAUAUACAGAAAUGUCUAAAUAUUUUCUUUUUUUGUAUAUAUCAUGACUAUUUAGGAUCUCACAGUUUAUGUAUGUAAGACUGUAAAUUGAACGAAUGUACAAUAAUUGAAUACAUUAUUAUACAGUAACAAAAU
Messenger RNA from Osmia bicornis bicornis, 2281 nucleotides. RefSeq names its product BTB/POZ domain-containing protein KCTD9. Gene Ontology annotation, molecular function: protein binding. The record is from RefSeq and is a predicted model, not a curated record. Bases 145 to 1875 code for a protein of 576 amino acids. Lineage: Eukaryota; Metazoa; Arthropoda; Insecta; Hymenoptera; Megachilidae. Gene Ontology annotation, biological process: intracellular signal transduction; protein homooligomerization. The transcript has 10 exons.